Symbiodinium pilosum is the source of this 271-nucleotide messenger RNA. The record is from the annotation of a GenBank genome assembly. Lineage: Eukaryota; Dinophyceae; Suessiales; Symbiodiniaceae.
GAAGCUCGGAUACUGGAACAUUGACAUGGCAUAUUCUUCUCCCAAUCGAUGCACCAUGUUGAAAGGCCUCGUCCUUGAUCGUGCAGGGGCACCAAUGGCUGAUGUCCAACUCUGGGCAGUUGGGAAAGGCUACUACGGUCGAUCACCAGACACAACUGACAAGGAUGGACGCUUUGGAGCUCUCCUGGUGCAGUUUGACAGUGAGAUAGACUUGGAGGUCAGCUACCGCAAGCCCCUGAACACUGACGAGAAGCUCAACGUCUAUUUUCAG